AUGGAGGGAUCCAUGUGCAGCCUACGUGAGCUCGUGGCUUUAAAGCGGCGCUACAAGUUCUACCUCUUCGUGGACGAGGCACAUUCAAUCGGUGCUGUCGGUCCGAAUGGAAAGGGGCCGUGCGACUAUUUCGGCGUCGACCCAAGGGAUGUCGAUAUUUUGAUGGGCACUUUCACCAAAUCGUUUGGUGCUAGUGGAGGGUAUAUUACAAACAGCCAGGAUGUGAUUACCAAACUCAGAACGACGAAUCCAAGAUACAAUUACGGCAAGGCACCUGUACCAGCUGUGAUGGCACAGAAUAUUGCUUCUAUGAAAACCAUCCUCGCCAAUGGGGAGGGAAUAGGUGGAGGAAACACCCGACUGAAGCAGCUGCUCUGGAACUCGCGCUAUCUCCGUCAAGGUCUGAAACGAAUUCGAUAUACUGCUUAUGGUAAUGAAGACUCACCGGUUGUGCCCACACUUCUCUUGAACCCGGUUAAAAUGCUAGCAUUUCGCGCGAGAUGCUUCGGCGGAAGAUUUCUGUCGUCGUCAUCAGCUAUCCUGCGACUCCGUUGGAUUUGUCUCGAGUGCGCUUCAGCGCUUCAGUGA
This is a messenger RNA of Aspergillus nomiae NRRL 13137, 588 nucleotides long. Its product is annotated as putative serine palmitoyltransferase 2. Gene Ontology annotation, biological process: ceramide biosynthetic process; sphingosine biosynthetic process. Gene Ontology annotation, cellular component: serine palmitoyltransferase complex. The record is from RefSeq and is a predicted model, not a curated record. The coding region runs from base 1 to 588 and encodes 195 amino acids. NCBI's taxonomy places the organism in Eukaryota, Fungi, Ascomycota, Eurotiomycetes, Eurotiales, Aspergillaceae. The transcript has a single exon. Gene Ontology annotation, molecular function: serine C-palmitoyltransferase activity; pyridoxal phosphate binding.